Drosophila pseudoobscura is the source of this 1164-nucleotide messenger RNA. RefSeq names its product O-linked N-acetylglucosamine (GlcNAc) transferase sxc (gene sxc). The transcript is spliced from 8 exons. The coding region runs from base 160 to 1164 and encodes 334 amino acids. NCBI's taxonomy places the organism in Eukaryota, Metazoa, Arthropoda, Insecta, Diptera, Drosophilidae. Gene Ontology annotation, biological process: protein O-linked glycosylation. The record is from RefSeq and is a predicted model, not a curated record. Gene Ontology annotation, molecular function: protein binding; protein O-acetylglucosaminyltransferase activity.
AAGUAAUUUAAAUUCUGCCGAUGUGGCAACCAUUCGUUAUCAACACUUAACUGGAGAAGGUCGCGUAUAAAUUCUCGACAGCUGAGUUACAAUUAAAUAUUUGUAAAGGCCACAUUUUGUCAUCGUUGGAUAUACAUAUAUGUAGAACAAACGGCGAACAUGCACUCUCAAGGACAGGGCCCACAAUCGCAGUCGUCGGCACAUUCCCUAUUGCAACAGCAAUCAAUUGUAACAAUCAACAGUGCAGUUGGGAAACAAAAUGAACAUCAGCAAUCCCUAUCAUCUGUCGGUUUACUGGAGUUGGCUCAUAGAGAAUACCAAGCUGUGGAUUAUGAAAGUGCAGAAAAACAUUGCAUGCAAUUAUGGCGUCAAGAUAGUACAAACACUGGAGUGUUGUUAUUGUUGUCAUCAAUUCAUUUUCAGUGCAGAAGGCUUGAUAAGUCUGCGCAAUUUUCUACUUUGGCAAUAAAACAAAAUCCUGUACUGGCUGAAGCUUAUAGUAACUUAGGAAACGUUUACAAGGAACGAGGGCAGCUGCAGGAAGCUUUAGAUAACUAUCGCCGAGCCGUACGUCUUAAGCCUGACUUUAUAGACGGAUACAUUAAUUUAGCUGCUGCAUUAGUGGCUGCUCGAGAUAUGGAAUCUGCAGUACAAGCGUAUAUAACAGCAUUACAAUAUAACCCAGAAUUGUAUUGUGUGCGCAGUGAUCUGGGAAAUCUUCUCAAGGCUCUUGGUCGCUUGGAAGAAGCUAAAGCUUGCUACUUAAAGGCAAUUGAAACCUGCCCUGGAUUCGCAGUUGCAUGGAGUAAUUUGGGCUGUGUUUUUAAUGCACAAGGAGAGAUUUGGUUAGCUAUACAUCACUUUGAAAAGGCGGUAACACUCGAUCCAAACUUUUUAGACGCAUAUAUAAAUUUGGGAAACGUUCUUAAGGAGGCCAGGAUAUUUGAUAGAGCUGUAGCUGCUUAUUUGCGUGCUUUAAACCUAUCGCCGAAUAAUGCUGUAGUCCAUGGAAAUUUGGCAUGUGUUUAUUAUGAACAAGGCCUUAUUGAUUUGGCCAUCGACACGUAUAGGCGCGCAAUAGAACUGCAGCCAAAUUUCCCCGAUGCAUAUUGUAAUCUUGCAAACGCUCUCAAAGAGAAAGGACAGGUAUAUUCCAUUCUCUAA